This is a messenger RNA of Populus euphratica (Euphrates poplar), 1348 nucleotides long. RefSeq lists its product as uncharacterized. The transcript has 5 exons. Bases 102 to 659 code for a protein of 185 amino acids. Lineage: Eukaryota; Viridiplantae; Streptophyta; Magnoliopsida; Malpighiales; Salicaceae. The record is from RefSeq and is a predicted model, not a curated record.
GCUUCAGAGGUGUCCUCCACUCUUAGAGUUAGUUUUGUGGUAUAAUUAUACAAUGACAAAUACUCGUAUACGUACACAGUAAUAUAGCCAUAAGUUGAAAAAUGGAUUCUGGUUCAAAUGGAGAGGAGCCCACUUCAUGGGAAGAGCUUUACAAUAUCAAUUUGAUUCCAUCUGAGUUGUUUCUCAAAUUUAGAAAGGAGAUUGAGGGUAUUCGCGUUGGUGUCAAUUUAGAGUUCUAUAAUGCUCCAACCAAUGAAUUCCAAGGCAAGAUUGUUCUAAAACCUUUGUCCCCUGAGCGGAGGUGGAAAUUCAUAUAUGAGCCAAUACAUCAGGAUGUACGCAUUCUUUCAAAGAAGAUUCCUGUUACCAAGUUUCUAAAUCUCCAGGUCGGCAUAGGCCAUAAUUUUCAGUUGCAUGCUACUGGUUGGAAAUGGAAGCUUACAACUUGUUUAGGUGGAGAUGGCAUAUCUAGGAUUCAGAAUAAGACAUCAUUCGGGUUGUUCCCUGGCAUGGAUUUGCGGUUUGGGUGGAGGGCAGAUUAUGUUCUUCCAGAAAUUACUGGGGCUUUGGGCGCUGAUGAGCCAUUGUUCAACAUGAACUCGGGAAGGCUGCAAGCAUCAUUAGAUAGAGUUGAGGCCAUUCUAACCCAUCCAUCAUGAUUGGUGUUAGAAAAAAAGGUAAGAGUUGCCCAUCCUUGUCAUUUACUUUGGUCAUUUGAUUUCUUACAGAAUUUCCAUGGAACAUAAACAUCGUUAGUUGUUUAUUUUUUUCCCAACAUCAAUGACCAUUCUACUGGUUCUUUGGAGUUAUUAUUUGUUGCUAUUAGCUUAUGAUAUUAGAAUAUUUUUUGUCCUUGCCCAGAAUUAAUGAUCAUUUCUUUGGGCUAUUGUUUACUAGCUUAUGAUAAAGGGGCACAUUUAUUGUUUGAGCAGGUAUUUGCUUAUAUCAAAUCCUUUCAGGUCUGGUAUGGCUGAAGUUUGUGUAUCUCAUUACUUGUGUAAAGACUUGGGUUUUCUUCCUAAUUUAGGAUAUAUUGUUAGUGACAGGAGAGAACAAUAUUAAACAUUUUUAGUGAUGCGAGAGAGAAUGAAGCCCAGCCCACUAGUGAUAUAAGUGUACUAUUAUAUGGUGACAACUCUUAACCAAAAUGAGUUUCAUAGAAAUUUAGUAAAAUGGAAUAGAUGUUCUAAUUCUUGCCGUGUGGGUAUGGAGACCAUAGUGGUAGAGGAAAUGGGCUGUGGAGGUUUCUCCAAGUACUCCAUAUUUGUAUUAUGGAUAUACAUCUUUGAUGAUAUGUUGGAUAUCAAAGAUUCUCAAUUAUAAGAGCAUCAGGGUAUGUUUUUUCCUG